Nothobranchius furzeri (turquoise killifish) is the source of this 1669-nucleotide messenger RNA. RefSeq names its product solute carrier family 7 member 6 opposite strand (gene slc7a6os). Gene Ontology annotation, biological process: developmental process. NCBI's taxonomy places the organism in Eukaryota, Metazoa, Chordata, Actinopteri, Cyprinodontiformes, Nothobranchiidae. The record is from RefSeq and is a predicted model, not a curated record.
GAAAAUAAGAAGUCGGAAAUGAAACAGGAGUGACAGCUCUCGCGCAGCUCUGCUCUGCUCGACUCCAGACAACAAACCAGUGCGGUCAGACAGUAGCGGAUAGCGGGCUGCCAUGGAUCCAAAUACAACCAUUCUGCGAGUUAAAAGAAAACGGGGCACCGACCCCGCAGAUGCUUUGCUGCUUGCGUGCAAACGGAUCCGACCCGAAUCAUCUCCGAGUUCAGGGGAAACGGUACCGGAACCCAGCGAAACCCAAGUGGAAAACUCUGUCUUCAAACUCGUGGCGACCGUAGCGACACAGGAUGCUCCAGUUCAGACCCAGGUUCGACAGGCUCUGGCCCGGCCCCGUCAUGCCCACACGUUGCGUCCCUCUGCAGCCAGCUCUCAGCGGAUCACCGGUGACCUGCGGAGCACGAAGUGGAGCACCAGGAGGGAGGAACGCUACAGAAUAUUGUCGAGUCAUCGUGCAGGUCUGGCCCGGCAGGUCGAGGAGCAACCCCCCCAGACAGACGCCUCAAAGCCUGGAGAUGAAACUGAGACAUCCGAGGACAAAUGUUGGGGAGUUGGUGAAAUCCAGGUUGUGGAUCUCGUCCAUGAGGAAGUUGAGGACCAAGACAAACGUCUUGGCAAGAUGCUCCCACCAGAUCCAGAAGUGAUUCUGUGCAACAACACCAAGAUGCUGAGGGAGCGUCUGAGUGUAUCUGGAGAGAAGCUGGGGACAGAGCACCGCGAGCAGGACGAGGACUACGUCUAUGAUCUUUACUACCAGGAAGCUGUCACACCAGGCUGGAUCCAGGACAUCCUGUCUGUCAGGGUCUACGCAGAUGAUGGAGAACUGGUUCCAGAUCUUGUGGUUCAUGAAGAGGAGGUCUAUGAUGAUGAGGAUGAUGAGAACGAAGAGAGCAACUGGAGGAACGACUACCCCGAUGAGGGGAGCGAUGCUGACAGCGACAGAGAGCAGCGCUAUGGUGACUACUGGGAGGAGGAACACUCGUACAGCAGGAGGAGUUGGAAGCACUACCACCGGGAGGUGUUGCACGAGCUGGGCGGCAGCGGCGACGACGACGGCGACGACGACAAAUCAGAUUCUGAUUGAUCGACUUCUUCUGGCACCCUCCUCAUUGGAAAAGCCAGCGCUCUCUUGACACUUCACUCUCUGAGCCUCUGUGUAGUUAAGAGUAGAACCCUCCCACCCCAUAACAGUGCAGCUACCUGUGUAGCACCUCUGAAGUGGUGUGCCAACGUAACUGUUCUAUAACCCACCCUCCUCCUCCUCCUCCUCCUCCUCCUCACUACACAGAUGCCAGAGAAGGAUCCAGAGUGUUUUUUUUUAAGCUGUGGUGGAGUGACUUGUGUGUGGGUGUUUGUUUUAAGUGGAUGCGUGUUUGAAUUGUUUCUCGUUAGCGUGGUAUGCUUCGUACGCUGUGCUGUUAACUCCUUCUGUUAGUGAGGGCCACGUGUGCUUGCAGCUUAGAGUGUUUGCGUUGGUGCAUGGUAGCGUGUACGUAUAACUAGACCGUUUAUUUCUGCAUAAUGUGAAAGCGUGUUGCAUACAUUUCUGUGGUGGACGUGAGUUUGACUCUGAAGUGAAUCCAGUUGUUGCCCGAAUGCUUGCUGAAGUUUAUUUUUUGUAAAUAUGUAGAUGUGUAAACAAAGAGCUUUCAAAAUG